CACGCAUGUGGAAAGCUCGGGCUUCAUAAGCCAGCCGCUGCCACUCAGCGUCUCAGUCUACAUCAGUGCUGCAGCUCGGAGAAGAACAUGGCACUGGCUGACACGGAGCGCGGAGCUUCCAGCUGUGGGGACCCAUGUGCCCCUUUUUCAGAGAUAAUCGAGCUGAAUGUGGGUGGGCAGGUUUAUGUGACCAGACAUAAAACUCUGAUUGCGGUCCCAGACUCGCUAUUGUGGAACAUGUUUAGUAAGAAGUCACCCAAGGAGCUGGCUAGAGACAGCAAAGGGCGCUUUUUCUUGGAUAGGGACGGCUUUUUGUUCCGCUACAUUCUUGAUUAUCUCCGGGAUCUGAACUUGGUCCUUCCGGACUACUUCCCAGAAAAAAGUCGACUGCAGAGGGAGGCUGACUUUUUCCAGCUUCGGGACCUUGCCAAACGUCUCAGCCCGCGGGUGAGUAAGGACAACUCCAUCAGCGAAGAGAUCAGCCAGAGUGACACGGAGGAGGGCGCGCAGCAGUGCUGCUCCUCUGGUGGCAUCGAGACUUUACGCACCAUGUCCGUCAGUGGGGCCAUGCGCUCCCCCUCUAUAGACUCCAGAAAAUCGGGCUAUAUAACGAUAGGAUACCGCGGCUCGUAUACUAUUGGCAGAGACAUUCAAACCGAUGCCAAAUUCAGGAGAGUGGCACGCAUCACAGUUUGCGGGAAGACGUCUCUGGCCAAAGAAGUAUUUGGGGACACGCUGAAUGAAAGCAGAGACCCGGACAGGCCCCCGGAGAGAUACACAUCCCGCUACUAUCUCAAGUAUAAUUUUCUAGAGCAGGCGUUUGACAAGCUGACAGAGGUGGGCUUCCACAUGGUGGCCUGCAGCUCCACAGGCACCUGCGCCUACACCAGCAAUGAUCCAAAUGAAGAUAAAAUCUGGACAAGCUACACUGAAUAUGUAUUCUGCCGGGAAUAACCAUCAGUGCUCACACCAUGUUUAUGUAAAUAUGCAUAUUAUAAUUUAGAGGAGAAUGUUUUUAAAAAGUACAAUUUGCUGUACUGAAUGAUAAGGAUUGGGAAGGAUGAGUGGCUGAUAACAGAAAGGAUGAAGCAGCAAAAUAGAUGCAAAAUACCCCCAAAAUAGAUUCUAAACAAAUGCUGACAGCACGUCAAAGAACAGGCUGUGCAGUUUGGUGGUUCAAAGUGAGCAGAACAUCAUUUGAGUUGACACUCAUCCAAACAAUUGAACCAACGAUUACAUGAUCAUCUUCAUCUCAUGGGACUGCAUGUCAGUGUUCAGGAGCAGACAAGCAGUAGUAUUCAGUGUCAGUGUAACUUCUAGGCUUACUUGUUUGGCCAAGUUUUGUAAUAUCUUAUAUGCUCUUAUAGCAGUUCAAUCACUGCAAAUGAUUGUAAGUGUAUGUGGAGUGCUGGUUGUAUUUGUUAUAAACUGUUCAAACUAAAUAAAACCUUUUACUCUUUCA
Melanotaenia boesemani (Boeseman's rainbowfish) is the source of this 1462-nucleotide messenger RNA. RefSeq names its product potassium channel tetramerisation domain containing 12.1 (gene kctd12.1). The transcript has a single exon. Gene Ontology annotation, biological process: regulation of G protein-coupled receptor signaling pathway; protein homooligomerization. NCBI's taxonomy places the organism in Eukaryota, Metazoa, Chordata, Actinopteri, Atheriniformes, Melanotaeniidae. Gene Ontology annotation, molecular function: protein binding. The record is from RefSeq and is a predicted model, not a curated record. Gene Ontology annotation, cellular component: postsynaptic membrane; presynaptic membrane. The coding region runs from base 88 to 954 and encodes 288 amino acids.